This is a messenger RNA of Rubroshorea leprosula, 1944 nucleotides long. NCBI's taxonomy places the organism in Eukaryota, Viridiplantae, Streptophyta, Magnoliopsida, Malvales, Dipterocarpaceae. The record is from the annotation of a GenBank genome assembly.
AGAUCGUGUUACGGGAAUUCUUGGUAUGAAGGAGUUGAGCUCCCCAGGUAGAUAUCUUGGUUUCCCAGCCCAAGUUAGUAGAGCAAAGGCAAGAGCAUUUUCUGAUCUGAAGAGUAAGUUCCGGGCUCGUAUUUGUGAUUGGCGAGAGCAACCCCUUUCAAAGGCUGGGAGAGAGGUUCUCAUCAAGUCAGUUUUACAAGCUCUCCCUAUGUACUUCAUGGGCAUGUUUCUUCUUCCUCGGAGUCUUUGUAUAGAUCUGGAGAGGAUUAUGAAUAGAUACUGGUGGGGUGGGGGUGACGGUCAUUCUAAGAUCCACUGGAUGGAGUGGAGAAAGCUUGCAACUCCAAAGAAGAUGGGAGGUUUGGGGUUCCGAGCUCUUCACGAAUUCAAUUUAGCUAUGCUUGGUAAGCAAGGCUGGCGUUUACUCGUCAACCCGGACUCACUGGUUGCACAAUUGUUGAAGGCUAAAUAUUAUCCCCGGUCAGAUCUCUUGCAUGCGGAGUUGAAGCCCUCCUGUAGCUUUACAUGGCGGAGUAUCUGCUCUGCAACUACCCUUCUAAGACAAGGGUGCAGAAGGUUGAUUGGUGAUGGGCGCUCCAUAGACAUAUGGAAUGAUCCCUGGCUUCUUGGUCAUAGCCAGUUUUAUGUUCAAUCACCCCGUCCAGCCGGUUGCGAGCUUCGCCACGUAUGUGAUCUUAUUGAUGCUGAUUCCCACUACUGGAAGAAUGAUUUAAUUCAGGCAACUUUUAAUCCUCAUGAGGCCCAGCUUAUCUUAUCCAUGCCCUUGAGUUGGGUGCGUCGAGAUGAUGGCUGGACAUGGCAGUUUACAAGACAAGGUUCUUAUUCCGUCCGCUCUGGUUAUCACCGUGCAAUGGCCAUGGGUGGGUCUCAUGCAGGCCCCUCCCCGUCCUCCUCAAGCUUCAGGGGUGGUCUUCUUUGGAAUCUUGAUAUCCCUGAGAAGGUUCGCUUGAUGAUUUGGCAAGCUUAUAGGAAUAUUCUCCCCACAAAAGAUAAUCUAAUGCGUCGCCGAGUUGAAGUCGAUCUUGACUGUCCUAUGUGUGGCAUGGAGCAGGAAUCUGUGUUCCAUUGUCUAGUGGCUUGUGCGGCUAGUCGUGCAGUUUGGAUGGGUUGCCCGCUUAAUCUCCGAAUCUCAAACCUUACUGGGGAUAAUUUUGCUAGCUUCCUUGAGUAUAUGCUGGACCUCUUGCAACAGGAACAGCUUGAACUCCUGUGUGUGCUCUGCUGGAAAAUCUGGAGUUCCAGGAAUGAUGCUCUGUGGAAUGAUAGAUCCCCCAACCCGCAGCUUAUUAUCGAACAGAGCUUAAGAUUUUUAGAUGAGUAUCGUAGAGUUAUGGCUUUACGAGGUCGAGGCCCCUCGGCGUCUCAUCGGAUGGAAACGAGAUGGACCCCUCCAGAUGGAGAUCAUGUGAAGAUAAAUGUUGAUGGGGCAGUUUCAGCUCACCAGCGAAUUUAUGGCAUGGGCGCCGUUGCACGGAACAGCUCGGGGGCAGUGGUGGCAGCCAUGUCAUGCAAAGGUCAGGGGACUGUGUGUGCCGAGAUUGCUGAGGCAUGUUGUUUGCGCAAAGCUUUGCAAUGGGCUUGUGAGCUCUCCUUCGAGAAGGUGAUUAUGGAAUCGGACUGUGCCAGCUUGGUGACAGCUAUGAACUCCCCCCUUUCUGAUAUAAACUCCAGCUUAGGAACUGUUCUAUCAGAUUGCAAAUUGCUUAUGGCCUCUAUUGAUAAUUGUCAUGUCAAAUUCAUCCGCCGCGUGGGAAAUUCAGUGGCUCAUGAGCUGGCACGGCGGGCUCUGCACGCUGAGGAUGAUGAGUACUGGACAACAGAGGUGCCACCUUUUCUCGCGCAUAUUGUCACAAAGGAAAUGCCUUAAUCUGGAUGUUUUGUAAAGUUCUUUGUUUUUAAGUGAAAUAAAAUAUGCGCCUAUGA